UUUUUAUUUAUUAUUAAUAUUGAAAAGAUUCUUACGUUUUUCCAAUACUGAGUCCUUCGGUAGCUCGUAAUCGUCCGCCGUGAAGUGGCUUUUACAAACGAGGCUAUUUUUCGUUGGAGUAAAUUUAUCUCUGCGAAUGGCUACAAGCCACGGUUUCAAUCGGAUUUUAUCUCCCGUAGGGAACUUAUGCCCUCCUGUUUUAUUUGCACACAUAGGCACUGCACAACACUGUGGCAUAUUAGAAAAUAAUAUUCCUAAAGUAAUGAUUUUAAGAAUAAAUAAACCAAAAAUUACAUAUUAAAUUACAAUUCGCGUAUGUAUUUGACAGUUCGUUGGACCUGACGCAACAGUGCUGCCAUCUCACGGGCACCGUUUCAGAAAACCCUCAUUAGCGAACCUGCGCGCCAGCAUAUUGCUACGUAUUGCCAGGGCCCUUCGUUCACUCCACUCACAUUUAGACGUUUCUGUUUACAAAUAGUUAUUUACUGUGUUUUUUAGACACAGUAUGGCCGAGUCAGUCGAGACACUUUGACGGAAACGAAACUGCGCAUCGUCUAUUACCACAUUCCGCAUCAGUUCGGGUUGAAAAGUCUCUCUAAAAUUUUACUAAUUACAGUACUUAAAGAAAUAGGCCCAUAAUUAUUCAAAUUUGAGAGAUCACCCGUUCGGUUUUUGGGUAUAGGAACCACCACAGUUUUCAUUAAACUAGAAGGAAGGCAGCUGUGUCUUAAACAAAGAUUAAACAAUAUAGAGAGCAGCCUAUAUAUUUCUACACUAGCAUAGACAAUGUGUUCGAUACUGAGCCCGUCAUGGCCGGCAGAUUUCCCACGCUUCAUAGAUUUAACUACUCGUGCUACGUCAUUAGCGGUUACUGUCCAGUUUGUGUACUGCGGCACUGAUCUGGGCUCAGUAUCCAUCACAUUGUCAACAUGUUGGGGAGUAACCUUGAAGUGCCCAGCGAACAAAUCAGCAAUCUUCUUUGUAUCAUGUACGUUAUUCACCCUGGUUGGCAACUUGGGGCUUGAACUCAUAUUUUUGGUUGCUUUCCAAAACUUUCCAAAGUCACGAUUAUUGUUGUGUAUCGCUAAAAUAUUCAUUUUAAUAGUUUCUUGGUUAUUUUGGCACCAUCUAAGAUUGUUUUUAAACCGCUUUCUAGCAUCGCGCAUUUUAUCAAAUAGCAUCCCACUAUUGGGUCUUCCAUUUAAACUCCAGUUCCGAAACUCAAGCUUAGCCACUUCAUGACUACUCCGAACAUGAUAAUUCCAGCCAGUUAUUCGCUUUUUAUUCCUUGGCGCAUCAGCUUCCGAACCUGCACUUUCUUUGGCACCACUUUGUAGAACAGUAAUAAUAGUAUCGUAAAAGCUAUUUAUAUAUCUUAAAAUAAAAUUGUUAUCACAUUUGGAGAUAUCAUUGCAAUGACUCUGACUAGAAUCAUAAAUUACGGAUAAUUUUGAUUUACAAAAUAAUCCAUAAUUAUUAAUUUGCUGCAUGUUUCUAUGCCCCCAUUUUAUUUUACCGUGAACCAUUGACACUGUUAUAGAAAGUGGUUGCGUCCUUACACUUGUAGAAAAGCUUCAAUCAACCACCAGAGGAAAAUGGUCAGACCAGUGAACAUCAUACAUAAUACUAAUGCUAUUAAUCGUACAAUGAGCGGCUGCAGUAGUGAUGCAAUGCGGAAUAGAUUAUCCAUUGGAAUGCUGCAAAGUGAGUGAUGGUCCGCUUCAUACUCAGCUCAAAACUAUUUAUCGUUCAUGCCUAACCUAUGAUCAUAAAAGUGUAUAGGGACUGCUAUGCGUUGUCAGCAUUCCGCGCGGCUACGGAAGGCCCGACGCAUAGCUCGCUCCUUAGUUGUCUCCCGGUCGUGAUUGCGAAAAUACACGUCUUAAUUAAGUACUUCCGCAUUUCUUAUUAUAUAAUCCCAGAUAUCCUAUAGUGGUGACCCCGAAUGAACAUUAAUUGAGUGCACCUUGAACUUUUACGGCAGUGAAUUAUAAUAUUAUUUUGCAUACAGACUUAAGUAAUAAUUAUUUUAUGGGGAUCUGGUUGAGUUAAAUUCGUAAUCGUCUUGAGUGCGCGUGUGUUUGCGUGCGCUAUCGGGCAGACAACUCCCCGGCUCCAGGCUCAUCGGAAGCAAAUUUCAGAGGUGUGGCAGAAUGUCUCCGACACCACCAACCCCACAAACAACAACUAUUGAAUUAUCCGCUAUAUCAUUAGCUGCAAAGAUACCUGAUUUUUGGCAGGACCAACCGCGACUAUGGUUUUUGCAGGUGGAAGCUAUUUUAGCACAACAAAAGGCAGGUGAUCAAUCAAACUACAAUAUGGUCAUCGCAAAAUUAGGAAAGCAAGCAAUUCAGCAAGUUGCGGAUAUCCUUGAGAAGCCGCCUAGUGAGAACAAAUUCGAUACUCUUAAGGCCAGAUUGCUUAGUGUUUACGAGGAGACAGAAGCGAAGAGGUUACAGCAAUUGAUGUCAGACAUGGAAUUGGGUGAGCAACGACCAUCUCAGCUAAUGAGGAGAAUGCGUGACCUUGCGCGUGAUAAAAUUCCGGACGACACUUUAAUCUAUUUUUGGCAAGGUCAUCUACCACCAUCGGUAAGGGCAGUCGUAGCGUCAGCAGAUUCAAAAAACUUAGAAAGCCUUGCAAGUAUUGCCGACAAGGUCAUGGAGACGUUUAAACCGAAUGAAGUCGCCUCAAUUCAGACAACAUCGCGCCAAAGUUCACCGAAUGAUUUUACAACGGCGGAAUUAGCGAAGAUUAACAGCCGCAUCAGUGAAUUAGCCAGCUCUAGUGGACGAGGUAGGAGCCGAAGGAGGAGCCGCAGCCAGGGACGUGCACGUAGUCGCUCACGCAACAACAGCCGCUCUGGGAGGACCCCUAACAGCCCUGAUUGGUUUUGUUUCUACCAUUACCGAUACAAGACCAAGGCCAAUAAGUGCGUGCAGCCAUGCAGCUGGAAAGGACAGUCGCCGACGGGAAACUAG
This is a messenger RNA of Cydia pomonella (codling moth), 2981 nucleotides long. RefSeq lists its product as uncharacterized. Lineage: Eukaryota; Metazoa; Arthropoda; Insecta; Lepidoptera; Tortricidae. The record is from RefSeq and is a predicted model, not a curated record. The coding region runs from base 2154 to 2981 and encodes 275 amino acids. The transcript has a single exon.